Messenger RNA from Chrysochloris asiatica (Cape golden mole), 1383 nucleotides. It is a transcript of the gene TSEN2, whose product is annotated as TSEN2 tRNA splicing endonuclease subunit. Gene Ontology annotation, biological process: tRNA-type intron splice site recognition and cleavage; tRNA splicing, via endonucleolytic cleavage and ligation. NCBI's taxonomy places the organism in Eukaryota, Metazoa, Chordata, Mammalia, Afrosoricida, Chrysochloridae. The coding region runs from base 1 to 1383 and encodes 460 amino acids. Gene Ontology annotation, molecular function: tRNA-intron lyase activity; nucleic acid binding. The record is from RefSeq and is a predicted model, not a curated record. Gene Ontology annotation, cellular component: tRNA-intron endonuclease complex. The transcript has 11 exons.
AUGGCCGAAGCAGUUUUCCAUGCCCCAAAGAGGAAGAGAAAAGUAUAUGAGUGUUAUGAGUCUCCAUUGCCGAUCCCUUUUGGUCAGGACCACGUUCCUAAGAAAGAAUUCAAGCUGUACCGUGCCGAAAUGAUGAACAACAAUGUAAUUGUGAGGAACACAGAGGAGAUUAAGCAGCUUUAUGGAAAAGGUUAUUUUGGAAAAGGUAUCCUGUCAAGAAGCCGUCCAAACUUCACAAUUUCAGAUCCUAAGCUGGUUGCUAAAUGGAAAGAUACGAGGACAAGCAUGCCCAUAAUCACUGCAAAAAAGUACCAGCGUGGUGUAGAAUGGGCGGCAGAGCUCCUGUGUAGGCAGGGACAAGAGGAAAGUGCCGUGCACAGCAUCCUCCAGGACUACACCAAGCCACUUGAACACCCUUGUUUGCAAGGGUCCAAAACGACUUGUUUUCAGGAUGAGCUCAGCUCUGCAGUGGAUCUCAGUGAGGAAGGUGCAGCGGGUAGAGAGAAACUUUCUGUGAUGCACAGAGACACAGCAGAGUCAGGUGAUGAGGACAGCCUGAGCAAGCCAUCUGCCUGCCCACAGCAGGGCUCUGGGCAGGGCACCAUAACUGCAAACAACCCUGAUGGACUCACCGUAGAGGAUGCUGCACCCUUGCCCCAUGCCCAGCCCGUCCACUGUGAUGACCUCAUCCCACAACAUGGCUCUCAGCAAGCAGAUCUCCUGUCUGCCAGAGAGAGCCGGGCAGGUCACGAGUACGUGCUGGUGGAGGAAGUGGUUAGUGACGUGAGUGUGGGAGAGGCUGCACUGAGCAAGGAAUCGGUGCAAACCAAGAGACUAAUAUGCAGAAGAAAUCCAUACAGGAUCUUUGAGUAUUUGCAGCUCAGCCUGGAGGAGGCCUUUUUCCUGGUCUACGCUCUGGGGUGUCUGAGCAUUCACUAUGAAGAGGAGCCUCUAACGAUCAUGAAGCUCUGGAAAGCUUUUGCUGCAGUUCAGCCUUCGUUCAGGACCACAUAUAUGGCUUACCAUUACUUUCGAAGCAAGGGCUGGGUGCCUAAGGUGGGACUCAAGUAUGGAACAGACCUGCUGCUGUACCGGAAAGGCCCUCCAUUUUACCAUGCCAGUUACUCUGUCAUUGUCGAGUUAGUUGACGACCGUUUUGAAGGAUCUCUUCGUAGACCUUUCAGUUGGAAGUCCCUGGCUGCUCUCAGCAGAGUUUCACUUAAUGUCUCUAAGGAACUUAUGCUGUGCUAUUUGAUUAAACCCUCUACCAUGACUGACCAAGAAAUGGCGUCACCAGAAUGUAUGAAAAGAAUUAAAGUUCAGGAGGUGAUCGUAACUCGGUGGGUGUCUUCACGAGAGAGGAGUGACCACGAUGAACUUUAA